Nicotiana attenuata is the source of this 3064-nucleotide messenger RNA. RefSeq names its product proline-rich receptor-like protein kinase PERK8. Gene Ontology annotation, molecular function: ATP binding; protein kinase activity. Lineage: Eukaryota; Viridiplantae; Streptophyta; Magnoliopsida; Solanales; Solanaceae. The transcript has 9 exons. Bases 668 to 2713 code for a protein of 681 amino acids. Gene Ontology annotation, biological process: protein phosphorylation. The record is from RefSeq and is a predicted model, not a curated record.
AAUAUUCUAAACGUAAUGUAGGGUCAAUGACUAAUGAUUGUCUGUUUACAAUUGUUGUGCAGAGACCACAAAACCGAAAAAAACCUCAUCCUUGAACAUGGGCUUCAUGAUGUUUUCUUUGACUUAGCUUCUCGGUAACGUUCUUUCACACAUAGAAGAAUGUUUAUUUAUCUUUAUUCUGCACAAUAAUUAAUUUUUUUGACGUAAAUGCUGAGUCCAUCACCAUUCACCAAGUCUUUUUCCCUAGGCCUCACCAUGUUGUGUCUUUCUUGUUCAAGAUUCUGAUUUACUAAACGAAAUCAAGAAACGACUAUUUCGAAGUCGCACCCACGUUCCCCAUUUGCCUACAUUUCAUUUGUUUAGUACAUACAGCUUUACCAUUUCUCAUGUUCUCAGGCUCCUGCCUGAAAUUGAGCAAGACCCAGAAGUCUAAGAGAAAGCAGUGGGUUAAGAGGGUUUAUAGGACUAGUUUUGGCUUGAAAGGUUGAUUCUUGGCCAGUAGUGCGACUUCAAUUUGAGGCUUUCAUAUGACACAGUAGUUAAGAUCUGGGAAAAAGGGUUUUGCAUUCUUGGAUAUUUGGCUAUUUAUGUGCAAAUGAGGGGUUUUGGGAAAUUCCAAUGUGGAUUUUAGAGGAGUACUGCAUUAAAGUUGAGAACUUUAUUGAAAAUGGCCUCUCCAGAUUCUUCCCCUUCUGUUUUUCCACUCCCAGUUUUCCCUGCAGCUUCACCUUCAAAUUCUAGUUCUAGUACAUCUCCUCCUCCACCUCCAGACUCUUCAGCUCCACCUCCUCAAUCCUCUUCUCCACCAGCUCCGCCUUCUCCUCCUCCUCCAUCAGAGUCAAAAUCACCACCUCCUGCAGAAUCUCCUCCACCACCACCUCCGACAGAAGCACCACCACCACCGUCAGUAUCACCGCCGCCACCGCCCUCACCACCUCCACCUUCUCCUAAGGCUCCUCCACCUGCCAGUGCCCCACCUCCAGUUUCAUCUCCACCCCCACCAUCACGAGAAUCUCCUCCUCCAGCCCCUCCUCCUUCCCCACCUUCUCCCCCUCCAGCAGUUUCACCUUCCCCUCCACCACCAGUGAAAAAUCCAUCACCACCCCCUGAUUCUCCACCACCACCACCACCACCACCACCUGUUGUAAACCCGCCACAAAACUCCCCUCCACCUGCCGCAUCAACACCCCCUCCAGCUUCACUGCCAUCUGCUCCUCCACCUGUCCCCUUAACAUCUCCACCCCCUUCUAUUUCUCCUCCUGCUCCCCCUAAUAAUGCAUCUCUAGCUGGAGCUCCCCCUCCAUUACCUGUGCCUCGCCUUCCUACAGAGAAGCCCACGGCUAAAUCAACUACCCCUAAUCCUGCUAGCACUGCAGAUUCAAGUCCCAGAAAUGGUGGGGGACAUAGGACUAGAGGUGUAGUGGCAAUUGGUGUUGUUGCUGGGUUUUUGGCCCUUAGCCUGGUGAUUCUUGCUGUCUGGUUUACACGGAAGCGAAAGAAAAGAGAGAGCGCAUUUAAUCUCAAUUACUUGGGGCCCUCUCCAUUUGCUGCUUCCUCACCAAAUUCAGAUACAUCAUUCCUAAGAUCAAGGUCCCAACAUUCUACUUAUCUAGCUGCAAGCGGCUCGCAAAGCAAUUUUAUGUACUCUCCAGAGCAUGGCGGUAUUGGAAAUUCAAGAUCAUGGUUCACUUAUGAAGAACUAGCUGAGGCAACAAAUGGUUUUUCCUCUGAGAGUAUUUUGGGUGAAGGUGGGUUUGGGUGUGUUUACAAAGGUGUUCUUAGUGACGGAAGGGAAGUCGCUGUCAAACAGUUGAAAAGUGGAAGUGGACAAGGGGAACGUGAGUUCAGAGCAGAGGUUGAGAUUAUCAGCCGUGUACACCAUCGUCAUUUGGUUUCGCUCGUAGGUUAUUGUAUCUCAGAGCAACAAAGGUUACUUGUCUAUGACUUUGUGCCAAACGACACGCUUGACUAUCAUCUUCAUGGUAAAGGCGGGACUAUGGAUUGGGCUACCCGAGUAAAAGUAGCUGCUGGUGCAGCACGUGGACUUGCUUAUCUGCAUGAAGACUGCCAUCCCCGCAUUAUCCAUAGGGAUAUCAAAUCAUCAAACAUUCUCUUGGAUAUCAACUUUGAAGCACAGGUUGCAGAUUUUGGGCUUGCAAGGUUAGCAGGUGAUGUCAAUACACAUGUGUCAACUCGUGUGAUGGGAACCUUUGGAUACUUGGCACCAGAGUAUGCAUCUAGUGGAAAAUUAACAGAGAAAUCUGAUGUUUAUUCAUUUGGCGUUGUGCUUUUGGAGCUUAUUACGGGGCGGAAACCUGUUGACCAGUCUCAGCCCUUAGGUGAUGAAAGCCUGGUUGAAUGGGCUCGACCUUUGCUUGCUCAAGCACUUGAGACUGAAAAUUUUGAAGGUAUAGUAGAUCCAAGGCUUGAAAAGAACUUUGUUGCGAGUGAGAUGUUCCGGAUGAUUGAAGCAGCUGCAGCUUGUGUACGUCAUUCAGGCCCAAAAAGGCCUCGUAUGAGCCAGGUGGUUAGAGCUCUAGAUUCCAUGGAUGAGCUGUCAGAUCUGUCCAAUGGAAUGAAACCUGGACAAAGUGAAAUUUUUGAUUCAAGGGAACAAUCUGCACAGAUAAGAAUGUUUCAAAGAAUGGCCUUUGGAAGUCAAGAAUACAGUUCAGAUUUCUUCAAUUACUCCCAAAGCAGCUAUAGGAGUUGAGUGUUCAACGACUUAUUAUCAAAUAUUACCCUAGUGUUCCCACCUGGUGCAAAAUCCAAGCAAUUCCCGACGACAAGUGGUGGUUUCUCACAAUCUUGGAAUGAAUAUACCAUAACUCACUGAGAGAUCUGACCUGUAAUUACAUUGUGUAAAUCACUGUGCUAUUCCUUUUUUGGCUAGCGUUGAAAUCUGCAUUCUUUUUUAACUCCUUUUUGUUGUCUUUACUAGAUCACACGGCAAACAAUUGGUUUUGUAGCAUUCUGAAAUUCAACAUUCUAUUCAUACAAUGUAGAUAUAUUAGUCAAGAGUUCGUUUGACUUAAAAUACAUGCUAACUAAUCGUUGUUUGUUC